AUGUCGACUCACUUUGCCGAAUCCCUCCGACCAAUCCCUCUGGAGGUGACAGUCUAUGGUCCCUACAACGCCCUCAAAGCCGCCAACUUCGGGGCAAAACGUCUCCUCCUCUGCCGCAAAGGCUCCGCCGGAGUUGGCGGCCUCACCCCUGAAGUCGAAGAGCUCGAGUAUCUCAGAGACAAGGUCCAUAUCCCUAUAAGCUGUGUUAUCCGACCACGCGAGGCCCCUGAAGUUAGUAGCUCCGGCGAGUCUCACGAUUACAUCUACUCUGAAGACGAGGCGACUGAGAUGUGUGAGUCGAUCCGGAAACUUAAGGAGGCCGGCGUUAUGAAUCCUCUUCGUGGCGAUUCCUUCGUCUUUGGAUGCCUGAGACGAUACCACGAAGGGACGAACGCGGCUUCGAGAAGAGGAAUCGUUCUGGAUGAGUCUCAGUGUUGUCGUCUCGUUCAUGAAGCUAAGCCAUACGGAUCUGUCUUCAACCGUGCCUUUGACGACUUUGCCGAGCGAGGAAACUGGAAGGACAUCAUCUCUCAACUCUCUGACAUAGGUUUCACGGGUGUCAUGACUGCCGGAGGUCCAGGAAGAUUCAACAGGCACAUAGAGCGUCUGGCAGCCAUGUGUCACCAUCUUCACGACAUUCAACUUAUCGUCGCUGGUGGUUUCCGCUGCCCUGAGAUCAACAAGCUUCGAAUGUACGCGCACGACUACAACAUCCGUACAGUCUGGAUCAAUGGGGAAUGUCUUCGCCCCAGGGAACACGUAGAUCCAGAGACUACUGAGAUGAACAGCGUCAUGGGGAUAAUUGAUCUGCUCGGCCUUCAGACGACGGAUUAG
Messenger RNA from Fusarium coffeatum, 834 nucleotides. RefSeq lists its product as uncharacterized. The record is from RefSeq and is a predicted model, not a curated record. NCBI's taxonomy places the organism in Eukaryota, Fungi, Ascomycota, Sordariomycetes, Hypocreales, Nectriaceae. The coding region runs from base 1 to 834 and encodes 277 amino acids. The transcript has a single exon. Gene Ontology annotation, molecular function: copper ion binding.